Molecule: messenger RNA, 1243 nt
Organism: Tribolium castaneum (red flour beetle)
Lineage: Eukaryota; Metazoa; Arthropoda; Insecta; Coleoptera; Tenebrionidae
Exons: 6
Coding region: 173-1129 (318 amino acids)
Cellular component (GO): cytoplasm
Molecular function (GO): hormone binding
Source: RefSeq, a predicted model, not a curated record
UGCAGAAUAUGUUUCAAAUAAGUAUUUUAUUGUUGUAAAAAAUUGUCAAUAUCAAGUUGUUAUCUUUUUUGGGUCACUGACAUAUCUGUUAGUUUUGUAAAUACAAAAUAAACAAGUGAAAGUUUACGUGACGGGUCACGUGCUUAAACCAGAGAUAGUUUUUUCCAUAAAAAUGAAUAAUUUGCUUUACAUAAAUGAGGAGACAGUCACAAAACUGCUAAACUGGGACUCCACGUUCAAGGCCAUCGAGACAGCACUGGAAUGCACUGCUAAAAACAGGGCCAUCCAGAGCCCCCGCACCUUCACCAAAUGCCCUAAAACCGACUCCAUACUCCUAACAAUGCCCGGCUAUCUUGAUAACGAUGCUUUCGGCGCUUUGGGGUGCAAAUUAGUUACGGCCACACCUAACAACGCCACUUUACCCCAACCCUUACCCACAAUAAACGCGCAUAUUAUGCUCUUUGAUGACGUCACGGGUGUCUUAAAGGCCGUCAUAGCGGGCACUGAAAUAACAAAAUGGCGAACCGCCGCCGCCUCUGCUGUGGCAACGAAAUAUUUAACACGUGGUAAAAAACUUAAAGUUUUGGCGAUUUUAGGGGCAGGUAACCAAGGCCACAGCCACGCUCUCGCCUUCAGUCACUUUUUCCCAUUCGAGGAGAUCCGGAUUUGGAACCGGAAUAAAUACAAGGCGGAAACGCUCGUUCGUGCCUUGAACUUGUUUGCAAACACGGGAAAGUUCAAAUGUUACGAGUCUAAUAAAGAGUGUGUCACGGGGGCUGACGUUAUCGUGACAGCGACGUUCGCGGCUCAGCCAAUCGUAGAGCGUGAUUGGCUCAAACCGGGCGUGCAUAUUAACGCGAUCGGAGCGGGUGUGAACCAUUACAGCGAGUUAUCGCCCGACAUUUACAACACUAGUGACGUUUAUGUCGAUCAUGCUGAAGGUGCAAAGGUCGAGUUGGCCGGUUUGGGAGUGAAGUUGGGGGAAAUUGGAGGAGUUAUUGCUGGAGACUUACCACCGCCUACACUUAAUCAAGUCACCGUGUUUCAAAGCUUGGGGAUGGCAGUCGAGGAUUGCGCGAUGGCGAGACUUAUUUACGACCUCUAUGUGAAACAGUGUCAAAAGGAAUGAUUUUUUGGUAUUUUUGUACAAAGUUCAGUUCGCCCACACUUAAGGGAAUCCAAUUAAGUCUCUUUGACCUUUGUAACAACAUCUUGCUUCUAAAUAAAUAUCGUUUCGAACACA